Messenger RNA from Gongylonema pulchrum, 690 nucleotides. The record is from the annotation of a GenBank genome assembly. Lineage: Eukaryota; Metazoa; Nematoda; Chromadorea; Rhabditida; Gongylonematidae.
AUGACAGAUUCAGAUCCGGAAUUGCUACCUGCCCCAGUCUCAAGCAGUUUAAAUGCAUCCACUGAUUCCUUGAAUGAUUUGCCGACUGUUACCGACAGAAGUUUGAGAAGAUGUGCAAGCGAGUCUUCGCUGGAGCGCGAGUUGGCGUCGUUGCACCGCGAGAUGGAAACUAUCCGUCUGGAAUGUGAUAAACUCAUUCUGAAACAUAGUGACAACGAACGCAGUUCAGUUGCCCUGGCAUGUUUUUUUUUUUUCAAAAGCACGCUAAUUUGUGGAGGAAGUUUUGACAGUGCGAAUAUUUUUAUUAAUGUGGCACAAACAACACUAAAUGAUCAGAAAUGUGAACUGAGUGACGAAGUGAGUGAUGCGAAAUGUCGACUGGAAGAUACAUCAAGUGCGUACAACACCGGAGAAUCGUGCCGCAGCACACCGUUGAAGUCGGACUUUCAAAUCAAAAAGAACAAUCGCUGCAUGAAACGUUAUCCGGCGGUAUUAGAGGGUCCGAUUGGUCAUAUAACUCGCUGUAUAGAUUCUCAGAAGCCGACUACAUCACAAAUUCCAAAAUUGGGCAAGUUAUUUGGACGUAAAAAAAACUAUACAAGUCACGAAUCAUUCGCAGUAUUGUGUGAUACGUGCAUGAAAAUGAUCAUGCCUGCGAAGAAUGAUGCCUAUAACGAAGACUUAAAGUAG